Molecule: messenger RNA, 2017 nt
Organism: Gadus morhua (Atlantic cod)
Lineage: Eukaryota; Metazoa; Chordata; Actinopteri; Gadiformes; Gadidae
Product: phytanoyl-CoA hydroxylase-interacting protein-like
Exons: 6
Coding region: 165-1316 (383 amino acids)
Cellular component (GO): cytoplasm
Molecular function (GO): protein binding
Source: RefSeq, a predicted model, not a curated record
GUGAGGUUGGGCAUAGCUAGAGGGAGUAGUGAGCGCAGCACCAGACUGCUGUUUCGCCGUAGAAGGGACAACAGCGUCGGAUGAUUUUUAUCGAAAACCAUUUUGCUACAGAAGGAAGCACAGGGGGUCGGAACCGAACAUUAGACAGAGGGUUUUAACAGUUUAUGGAGAAAAUGGAUGUGCCACACGUGGAACACAAUCUCAGAAGUCCCACGAGUCCGUGCGUGGACCUGAAACCCUUGGAAAACCUACAUCUGUGCGACAGAGAAGGAACCCAGUCGGCAGACAGCGGGGUCGGGGAGCUGGACGACCUGCCGGUCCCCCACCAGAUCAGCAUCAGCAACAUCACCUGCGACUCCUUCAAGAUCAGCUGGGACUCAGACGCACGCGGGAAGGAGAGGAUCACGCACUACUUCAUAGACCUGAACAAGAAGGAGAACAAGAAGGAGAACAAGUUCAAACACAAGGACGUCCCCACCAAGCUGGUGGCGAGGGCCGUCCCCCUGCCCAUGACGGUGCGAGGCCAUUGGUUCCUGAGCCCGCGCACCGACUACACGGUGGCUGUGCAGACGGCCACCAAGCAGGCGGACGGGGACUACGCCGUGUCCGAGUGGAGCCAGGUCAUCGAGUUCUGCACGGCAGACUACUCCUCGGUGCAUCUGAAUCAGCUGCUGCAGAAGGCAGAGGUCAUCGCUGGUAGGAUGCUCCCCUUAACAGUCCUCUACAGAAACCAGGAGGAGGAAUACUUCAACCAGGCUAGCCCCUCCUAUCGUUCCAGGGACUCCCAGUGUCACCGCAUGCUGCCGGCCGUCAAGGACAACAGCGGCAGCCACGGCUCACCCAUCAGCGGCAAGCUGGAGGGCGUCUUCUUCAGCUGCAACACAGAGUUCAACACGGGCAAGCCCCCCCAAGACUCCCCCUACGGACCCUACCGCUUCCAGGUGCAGGCAGAGGUGCUGUUCAACCAAAACACCAACCUCUACUUUGGGGAUUUCUACUGCAUGUACACGGCAUAUCACUACGUCAUCCUGGUCUUGGCCCCUGAGGGCUCCAAAGGAGACUUGUUCUGUAAAGGACGGUUGCCUGCUCUGGACAGAUCCAACAACAGGUUCCUGACCUGUGUGGAAGGGGUAGACGGCACUCUGAGUUUCCAACAUGCACAAGACGUCACUCUGGAGUUGGUCUACACGGAACCAGUGGACUUGUCGCUCGGAACGGUAGCGGCAAUAAGCGGCCACCAACUUCGUAGCUCGUCCACUGUCAACGCUAAGAAGGAUCCCAGCUGCAAGAUCUGUAAUAUUAGCGUUGGACGCUAAUUUUGAUGAGCUUAUCAAGCUAAUCCGAACACUCCCAAGGUAACAUCGGUCAGCUAUAUCAAGCUAACUCAAACAAUCCCAAGCUAACAUCGGUUAUCUCGAAAGCUAACCAACAACUCCUUUGCUAAUAUUGGUUAGCAAGCAAUCUAACUGAACCCUCCCAAAAGUUAUCAUGUUCACCAGUGUUUUAACUUAAUUUGCUAACCAUAAACUUUAUUUUCAGUGGGUCAAUUUGCAGUCCAGAUAUUCAACUGCUGUAUGUAAAAAUUGAGAUCUAAAUAAAUGUUCUUGCACAUUCAUUUGUGUAUUUUACCCAUUUUGAUGCCAAAUGUAGCAUACCAUAGUGACUUUCUGGAUUAUCUUGCAGCGACCAUGUUACUCAUUACUGCACUGUGACUGAACGACUGCUUCUUACUAGCAAAGCAAAAUUAGGAUUUUAGGAAGAUAAGUCAGUAAGUCCUUUUCAAAGGUGCAUGAUGAGUUGAUUUAAGUGUUAUCACAAUUUGGCACUGUGUAGAAAUAGCUUUUCUCUAGUUAGCCAGUGUGUGUAGCCUAUAUCAGAUGUCAUAUUUUUCUGAUGCUCAGUCCCUUAACCACGUAAAGAAUUUGUCACAUGCUUAACACCGAACCAUCAUUUAUCAGUUGCCUCAAUGAUUUGAAUCUAAUUUUAAUCUACAAUUAAAAUGACCAUGGGUCCUGUC